GAUACAGUUAUACGUUUUCAUUGUGCGACACACCGGUUGCAAAUAGAUGCUUAACGUUGUUUAUGUCCGUUUUACUGUGCUAUUCACAAAUGCACGUUUAGGUCGAUAUUACUGCAGCACUAAACAUAACUGAGACAGCUCGCUCGCGUUUGAAUUUACAUUUCAGUGUAGAUCCCGCACCGUUUCUGUCAACUAGGCUAAAAGAAAAGCUAAUCUUUUCAUUAAUGGAAGCGUCUCGUGUGUAUUUUGGGUAAUUUUUUAGGAAAAAAUAGCCAAGUGCGUUGUCGUUAAGACAAGAUGAGUUCUCGGUUUGACCGUGGAGGUGGAAGAAGGGGCAGAAGAGGAGGUCGCGGGCACAGAGACAACAGCAGAGAGAGAUGGGAAAGAGGAGGCUCGAGCUUUGACCAGGACCAAGGAGAAAGUGGACCUAGAGACCGUCCUCCUCCACAUCUGAAGGGCCGAGAGAUCGGUCUGUGGUACGCGCGGUACGGAGCAGUGAGGAGGAAACAGGCAGAUCGAAGAUCGAGAGCUGUGGUCCACAUGGAUGAGGCCAGAGAGCAACACAUCACCAAGUUACUAAAUUCUGUACAGAACGACCAGCUCGGUCUAAGGAGAGACGGUAGAGAUGCAAGAGCCUCCACCUCCGCCAGCAGGCAGACGGACACAAGGGACGCUGCUCACUGUUAUUUUGACGGGGAUUUGCCUGAAGAGGAGAAGAUCAAGGCUGAAGUUAAAAGUGAGGAUGAAGAGGAAGAAGAAUUCACUGCAGGCCACAGGAAAUGUGCCACCUCUAGGGAAGCGGUAAAAAACGAGCCGCCCGACACCUGGGAUGAAGAUGAAGAAAAAGAGGAGAAAAAGAAAAUUAUACAAAAAGAAAAAGAUUUGGAGUACUUAUUUCAGGAGGUGGUCAGAGACCAAUCGCUGGAUGAUUACCUGAAAAGUGACUUGAGGAACAAAACGUUUGAGCCAAAGUACAAAGAAAUGCUGAAAUUUAGAGAAAAACUACCGUCCUACAGCAAAAAAGAGGAUUUGGUGGAGCUCAUCAACUCCAACCGGGUUCUGGUGGUGAGCGGGGAGACCGGAUGUGGGAAAACCACUCAGGUGACCCAGUUCAUCCUGGAUGACUACAUCAGCAGGGGCGCGGGCUCCUUGUGUCGCGUUGUCUGCACGCAGCCUCGCCGGAUCAGCGCCAUCUCGGUAGCUGAGCGUGUAGCUGCUGAGAGGGCAGAGAGUGUGGGGAAUGGGAAUUCUUGUGGUUACCAAAUCCGCCUGCAGAGCCGGUUACCACGGAGACAAGGUUCAAUCCUGUACUGUACAACAGGCAUCAUUCUUCAGUGGCUGCGCUCGGAUCCGUCGUUGUCUAGCGUCAGUCAUCUGGUUUUGGAUGAGAUUCAUGAGAGGAACCUCCAGUCGGACGUUUUACUCAUCAUCGUGAAGGACUUACUCAGAAUCCGAGAUGACCUCACAGUCAUCCUCAUGAGCGCCACACUGAACGCAGAAAAGUUUUCUAAGUAUUUCGACAACUGUCCAAUGAUCCACAUCCCUGGUUUGGCGUUCCCGGUGGAAGAGUUCCUGCUUGAAGACGUUGUGGAGAAGAUUAGAUAUCGUCCACAGAACCAGGACCGUCGUCCAGCCUGGAAGAGGGGCUUUUGGCAGGGCCGCCAGCUCCGAUCUGAGAAGGAGCAGAAAGAGGCUGAAUACAAGGAGAGCUGGCCCUGUUAUGCGCGCACGCUGCAGGACAGAUACUCUGACAGCACCAUCGAGACCUUAGAGGUUUUGGACAGCGAUGACAAGAUUGAUCUGGAGCUGAUCUUGGCACUGAUCUGUCAUAUUGUGCGCAGUGAGGGGGAAGGAGCGAUCUUGGUUUUCCUACCAGGCUGGGACAACAUUAGCGGUCUCAAUGAUCUGCUGAUGGCUCAGACCAUGUUUAGAUCUGAUCGGUUUGUUAUCAUCCCCCUGCACUCCCUCAUGCCCACUGUGAAUCAAACACAGGUUUUCAAAAGGCCUCCACCUGGAGUUCGAAAGAUUGUGAUUGCUACUAACAUAGCUGAGACGAGCAUCACCAUAGACGACGUCGUGUACGUCAUAGACGGCGGAAAGAUUAAGGAAACCAACUUCGACACCAACAACAACAUCAGCACCAUGACGGCGGAGUGGGUUAGUCUCGCCAAUGCCAAACAGAGGAAAGGACGCGCAGGCAGAGUGUGUCCAGGAAAGUGCUAUCACUUGUACAACGGGCUCAGAGCCAGCCUGCUGGAUGCAUAUCAGUUACCUGAAAUUAUGAGGACGCCGCUGGAGGAGCUCUGCUUGCAGAUAAAGAUUCUGAAGCUGGGCUCUAUAGGUCGAUUCCUGGAGAAAGCCCUGGACCGCCCCACGGAGAAGGCCGUCAACCUCGCCAUCAAGAACCUCACAGAUCUGAAUGCACUGGACCACACAGAGAACCUGACACCGCUGGGUUUCCACUUGGCCCGUCUCCCUGUGGAGCCCCACAUUGGGAAGCUGAUCCUGUUUGGUGCUCUGCUGGGAUGCCUGGACCCCGUCCUCACCAUCGCUGCCUCACUCAGCUUCAAAGACCCUUUCUUCAUACCCCUGGGUAAAGAAAAGAUGGCCGACAUGAGGAGAAGAACCCUGUCCAGGAACUCUAAAAGUGACCACCUCACCAUUGUCUAUGCCUGUCAGGGCUGGGAGGAAGCUAAACGGCGGGGUGCCAGGUAUGAGAGGGAGUACUGCUGGGACAACUUCCUGUCAGCCAACACUCUCCAGAUGAUUCAUAACAUGAAGGGCCAGUUUGCUGAGCAUCUCAUGCAUACAGGCUUUGUCAGCAGCAGAGACCCAAAAGAUUAUAAUUCCAACAUUAACUCAGACAACGAGAAGCUAAUCAAAGCAGUGAUCGUAGCCGGGCUGUAUCCGAAGGUGGCCACCAUCAGACCGUCUCACAGCAAGAAGAGGCCGGGGGUGAAGGUUUACACACAGGCUGACGGGAAGGUGAACAUCCACCCCAAAUCUGUCAACGCCGAGGAGAAGGAGUUCAACUACACGUGGCUCAUUUACCACCUGAAGAUGAAAACAAGCAGUAUCUUCCUGUACGACUGCACCGAGGUGUCCCCGUUCUCGCUGCUCUUCUUCGGGGGUGACAUCACCAUCCAGAAAGACGAGGGCCAGGAGACCAUCGCCGUGGACCAGUGGAUCGUCUUCAGGUCCCCGGCGCGCAUAGCUCACCUUGUUAAGAGUUUAAAGAGAGAACUCGACUCGCUGCUGCAGGAGAAAAUCAGCAACCCAGCUCCCGUGAACUGGCAGAACCGCCAGUCCAAAGACUGCGCCGUCAUCACCGCCAUCAUAGACCUCAUCACCACCCAGGAGAGGGCCGCGGGCAGCAGCGGCAGGACGUGGGCGCCCGCCCCCAGAGGACAGCACAUUUACUUCAACGAUGCAGACGACGACGAUGAUUAAAGGUGGCCUGGAAGCGGCUGGCAGCAUCCUUGGACUCUGAGUUUGGCUGAAACCGUUCUGAUAACCAGCUGGUGUCUUUGAUUUUGAUUUCAGUUCUUCCUGAGCACUGCUGAAGGCCAUACAGACGACUAGAGUACAGGAAAAAAUAUAUAUAUAUGUGUAUUCUACACUUGAACCUGA
Molecule: messenger RNA, 3630 nt
Organism: Oryzias melastigma (Indian medaka)
Lineage: Eukaryota; Metazoa; Chordata; Actinopteri; Beloniformes; Adrianichthyidae
Gene: dhx36
Product: DEAH (Asp-Glu-Ala-His) box polypeptide 36
Exons: 26
Coding region: 298-3450 (1050 amino acids)
Cellular component (GO): intracellular anatomical structure; nucleus; cytoplasm
Molecular function (GO): G-quadruplex RNA binding; ATP binding; DNA helicase activity
Source: RefSeq, a predicted model, not a curated record